Messenger RNA from Labrus mixtus (cuckoo wrasse), 3301 nucleotides. RefSeq names its product solute carrier family 4 member 1b (Diego blood group) (gene slc4a1b). Gene Ontology annotation, cellular component: basolateral plasma membrane; plasma membrane. The coding region runs from base 148 to 2691 and encodes 847 amino acids. The record is from RefSeq and is a predicted model, not a curated record. The transcript is spliced from 19 exons. Gene Ontology annotation, molecular function: bicarbonate transmembrane transporter activity; solute:inorganic anion antiporter activity; monoatomic anion transmembrane transporter activity. Lineage: Eukaryota; Metazoa; Chordata; Actinopteri; Labriformes; Labridae. Gene Ontology annotation, biological process: monoatomic anion transport; regulation of intracellular pH; transmembrane transport.
UUAAAGGGCUGGUGUUUAUAAAGUCGUGCUUUUUAUGUCAUUCUGGGGUCAGUCACUUCAGUCACUCAGUCACUGCUGUCAGGAGCUGAAUGGAACAUUAAAACAGUCAUCAACCCGAGUGCAGAGUGCAGAUACUGAUGAGCUUCAAUGGAGAGAAACAGGGAGGAAAUGAAGGACCAGAAGCAGGAGGCCUACUGGCAGGAGACAGGUCGAUGGGGGGGCUACGAGGAGAGCUUUGACCCUCAGGCUGGAGUGUGGACAUCCUCUAACAUCUCCUACCUCACCUUCAAGAGCCUCAUCCAGCUCCGACACACCUUGAACACAGGUGUGACGAUCUUUGACUGUGAAGAGCGGACUCUGGCCAGCAUAGCUGAGAAGAUGGUUAACGAGAUGGUAAACAAAAAGGAAAUCAGACCUGGAGACCGUGAAGGACUGCUUAACUCUCUCCUUCCAAACCAAAGCCAAACAGACCCAGAAAGACAAGCUCUGUCUGACGGGCUGGACCUGCACAAGUUUUCAGUCAAGGAAAGGAGGGAAGAAUCUGAUCGGGUUGAGGCCUCUAUGGUGCUCGUAGGAGCGUUGGACUUUCUAGAAAGGCCCACAGUUGUGUUUGUGCGUCUGAAGGAGGCAACGGUGCUUGACUCUGCAUUGGAGACCCCAGUUCCUGUACGCUUUGUGUUUGUCCUGGUCGGCCCUAGCAAGUCUGACAUGGACUACCAUGAGACUGGCCGUGCUAUGGCAGCGCUAAUGGCUGACAAAGUGUUCAACCAGGCAGCGUUACAGGCAAAGAGCGCCCGGGAGCUCACGGAUGCUGUGGUCGACUUCAUGGACUGCAGCAUCGUAAUCCCGCCUACUGAGAUCCAGAAUGAAGCCAUGCUUUCAUCGAUUAUCAGCUUUCAGAAGAAACUGCUUCAGGAAAGAUUCCAGUCCUCUAAAUCGUCUGUCCAUCUGGACUCCAAGCAACGCAAGGUUUCCAUUUCUUCAGGGCCUCCUCCUGAAGACCCUCUGUGCCGCACAGGGCAACCAUUUGGUGGAAUGAUUAAAGACAUAAAGAGGCGUUACCAGUAUUACAAGAGUGACAUCACAGAUGCUCUCAAUGCACAGGUCCUUGCUGCCAUCAUUUUCAUCUACUUUGCAGCCUUGUCUCCUGCCGUCACCUUCGGAGGACUGCUCGCUGAUAAGGUUGACAACAUGAUGGGCGUUCCAGAGCUCCUCAUAUCCACCAGCAUUCAGGGGAUUAUCUUCUGCUUCGUUGCUGCUCAGCCUGUCCUGGUCAUUGGCUUCUCUGGUCCUCUGUUGGUGUUUGAGGAGGCCUUUUUUGCUUUCUGUAAGUCCCAGGGCAUUGAAUAUAUUGUGGGCAGAGUAUGGGUUGGAGUGUGGCUGGUCAUUAUUGUGGUCAUCAUCGUGGCCUUCGAGGGCAGCUUCCUGGUGCGUUUCAUCUCCCGCUUCACCCAGGAAAUCUUCUCCAUCCUCAUAUCCCUCAUCUUCAUCUAUGAAACCUUUGCCAAGCUAGUCAGGACCUUCAAGGCCCAUCCGCUGAUACUAAAUUACGAUCAUCUGAAUACAACUAUAGAAAAUCCAUGGCACCCAAGGGUGGAGGAGACAGUGAUUUAUGACCAUGCUACUGGCAACACAACCAUUAUUGUCAACACUAUUAAGCCGCCUUACCCCAACACAGCCCUGCUCUCCAUGUGCCUCAUGUUAGGCUGCUUCUUCAUCGCUUUCUUCCUGCGACAGUUCAAGAACGGCACUUUCCUUCCUGGAAAUGUCAGACGUUUGAUUGGUGACUUCGGUGUGCCUAUUUCCAUUUUCCUCAUGGUUGUUGUGGAUUACAACAUAGACGAUACCUACACCCAGAAAUUGGUGGUUCCCAAAGGUCUGAUGGUGUCCAACCCAGCUAAAAGAGGCUGGAUUAUCAACCCCUUUGGAGAACACCAAACCUUCCCUGUGUGGUUGAUGUUUGCAUGCUGUGUCCCAGCCAUGCUCGUCUUCAUUCUGAUCUUCCUGGAGUCUCAGAUCACCACGCUGAUUGUUAGUAAACCUGAGAGGAAGAUGGUUAAAGGCUCUGGGUUCCACUUUGACCUGCUGGUUUUAGUUGGCAUGGGAGGACUGAGUGCAAUAUUUGGGGUACCGUGGUUAAGUGCUGCCACAGUGCGAUCCGUCACCCAUGCUAACGCCCUCACAGUGAUGAGCAAAGGACCAAAACCUGUGAUUGAGAAGGUGAUGGAGCAGCGGAUCAGUGGCAUUGUGGUUGCCUUGCUGGUUGGUCUAUCCAUUCUCAUGGAGCCGAUUUUAAAGAUGAUCCCGAUGUCCGCCUUGUUUGGGAUUUUUCUCUACAUGGGAGUUACAUCACUCAACGGCAUCCAGCUGUGGGAUCGAAUACUGCUCCUGCUUAUCCCCAAGAAAUACCAUCCUGAUGAGCCCUACGCCACCAGAGUGAGCACAGGACGGAUGCACUUGUUCACAGCCAUCCAGAUUGUGUGCCUCGCAAUGUUAUGGAUUGUUAAAUCCAGUCCAGUAUCCCUCGCACUUCCUUUCAUACUCAUCCUCACCAUUCCCCUACGCAUGUGUAUGACUGGGCAUCUCUUCACAGAACUUGAAAUGAAAUGUUUGGAUGCUGAUGAUGCCAAAGUGACAUUUGAGGAGGAGCCAGGGCAGGAUGUAUACUGUGAAUCCCAGAUGCCGUUGUAGAUGUAUUUUACGGCAGCUUUUAAUUAAUCAAUGUGGCUCAAAUCAUCUCCCUUGUUGCAAAUUUGUUGCCCUUGAGCAAUUUUCUCAUGCCAAAUGCAAAAACCUUUAUUAGGCUAUAUCAAGAUGGAUAAAAUGAAUAUCUUAUAACAACAUUUUGGUUGAACAUUCCUUUGAGGAAUCUAUCAAUUACUCAGGUAAAUUAUUUGCAUUACUUUGUUUCAUUCCUAACUCUUGUGCCUUACAUACUACUGAAGCUAUAAACAUGAAUAUGAUAUUGCUGUUUUCAGAAAAAAUGAAUGUGAAAAUGUUUUUUCAGCAUUCCAAUCAAGAAAAAUGAAUAUGAAAUAAUAAUUAUCAGUGUACAAUCUUGUACAAUCUUGUUUAAAGCCAAAGAUAUUCCUUCGUUCUCUAGUGAAACACUAAAUGUAAUUAUGUAACAUAACAUAACACAUUAACUUAUUGCUGCAUCCACUGAAUGAGAGAUAGGAAGAUCAAACUUUAAUACAGGGAGAGCAAAUGUUGAUUUGUUGUCAAAUAUGUACUUUGUGUUUUCUUUUUUGCUUUCUCCUUGUUGUCUCCCUACAAAAAUAAAAACUGCUUUCCAAAUUAA